Molecule: messenger RNA, 883 nt
Organism: Gossypium arboreum
Lineage: Eukaryota; Viridiplantae; Streptophyta; Magnoliopsida; Malvales; Malvaceae
Product: 21 kDa protein-like
Exons: 1
Coding region: 65-745 (226 amino acids)
Biological process (GO): negative regulation of catalytic activity
Molecular function (GO): enzyme inhibitor activity
Source: RefSeq, a predicted model, not a curated record
CUGUUUUUGUUGGAACCACAGUCAUGACUCGUGAGCUCCUUCUUUUUUCUCCUUCCUAUAAAUUAUGUCCUCUCUCUUCCCAAACAUUUAUCAAUCUUUCAAGCUUUUCUCCAGAAAAAGAAAAAUUAAAGAAAUCAAAAUGGCAGUUAGUCCACACUUUUCACUGGCAGCUAUUUUCACCUUAUUUCUCUUUACAACUAACCCAAACUACUGUCAAGCAUAUAGAAAAGUUCUCAGCUCUGACACAAAUACAGAGUUCAUCAAAACUUCCUGUGCUGCCACCACCUACCCUGACCUCUGUUUCGCCUCCUUUUCUAGCUACGCAACCGAAAUCCAAGCCGAUCCCAAAAUAUUAGCUACCAAGUCCCUCAAUUUGACACUUAACACCACGCUCUCGGCUUCCCAAAACCUGACGGAGCUCUGCAAAACGCAGGGCAUAAAGCCUACUGAGGCUGCGCCUCUUCACGAUUGCGUGGAAGAAAUAAGUGACUCGGUCGAUGAACUAACAAAGUCUAUUCCUGAAAUGGAAGAGAUUGAAGGCAAAAGCUUUGCUUUCAGAAUGAGUGAUAUCCAAACAUGGGUUAGUGCAGCUUUGACCGAUGAAGAUACUUGCAUGGAUGGUUUCUCCGAGACUACAAUGGAUGGUAAUGUCAAAGCCUCUGUCAGGAUUGUAAUCGAGAAAGUUGCACAGUUGACAAGCAUUUCCUUGGCUUUUAUCAACCAGUAUGCCCGCACCAAGAAGUGAUCUGUUAUUUCAAAAGCAUGUACUUGUACAAUUCAUUUCCUAUGCAAAUUGUAUUUCAGCUUUUUUUCUUUUUUCUGACUUGUUUUACUUAUCGAUUAGCAAGGCUUGCAAUAAUAAGUAUGAAAAUACAAAGAAAAA